AUGAGUCCAUCCAAGCCAGCUAUCUCGUCCUCGCGCGCCCGCCUCCCAUGGCUCCUUCCGUAUUCCCCGCGUCCGAAACCCGGCGGCGGUCACCAGCGAAUCUCCAAUGCCUCCAUCCUCCGCGCCAUUGCGAACCCAAACUCCAACCCCAAGAAAGUCCUGUCGCUCUUCACCGCCGCUGUGCGGCAGCGUGGCUUCCGCCACGAACUCCCCACGUACGUGUCUCUCCUCCCCUUCCUUGUUCGACACCAUCGAAUUCGUGCCACUGAGAUCCUCCUACGACGGCUCCCACUCACCGGGCUCUGCCCUGGAUCCUCCCUUCUGCUCCCCCUCGCUUCCUCAGCGCUCACCGCCGGUAUUCCCUCAGAUUCCGCCGCCAGAUUGCUCCUCUCCGCCUCACCCUCCGCUUCCGCUUUCUCCUCUCUCCUCGGAUUUAUCAUCCGCUCCGACCAUCUAAGCCUUGCCCGUUCACUUAUACUCUUCGCUGUCCCCGAUAAACUAGGGUUUCCACUUAAGAUUCGCCAUUUCGCCGGACUUGUACGCAAAUACUGCCGUCGGGGGGACGUCGAGGAGGCAGAGGAGCUGGUGGCGCAGAUGGGGCGAAGCGGCGUGUCGGCCGAUGCUGAGACCUGGAACUCUCUGAUCGUAACCGUUUGUGACCAUCGCAGCGUCGAUGGUGGGUUUCGACUUUUUCUGGAAAUGGUGGAUAUGGGGGUUUUGCCCGAUGUGAUUACUUUCUCGACGCUGAUGGGCCGGAUGGGGAUGGAAGGCAAGGUUUUGGGGUGCAAUGCUCUCUUUGGGAGAAUGCUGGUGAUGGGUGUUCUUCCGGAUUUGGGUUUUUAUAGGAUUCUUAUUGGCGUAUACUGCAAGAAUCGCUUGUUGAGUGAUGUUGUGAGAGUUCUCAGGGCAAUGAAGAUUGAUGGGUUUCUGGACGAUGGAGGAAUUGAGGAGCGGAGUGUUUUGGAAUGGGGCGUAGAGUUUGACGAGGUUAUUUUGUGUUUCGUGCUUAAGUGGGGCAGCAUUGGGGACUUUAUGCGGUGA
This is a messenger RNA of Dendrobium catenatum, 1041 nucleotides long. RefSeq names its product putative pentatricopeptide repeat-containing protein At1g09680. The transcript has a single exon. Lineage: Eukaryota; Viridiplantae; Streptophyta; Magnoliopsida; Asparagales; Orchidaceae. Gene Ontology annotation, molecular function: protein binding. The coding region runs from base 1 to 1041 and encodes 346 amino acids. The record is from RefSeq and is a predicted model, not a curated record.